This is a messenger RNA of Porites lobata, 5349 nucleotides long. The record is from the annotation of a GenBank genome assembly. Lineage: Eukaryota; Metazoa; Cnidaria; Anthozoa; Scleractinia; Poritidae.
AGUAGGUAAUGUCAUCAGGGCCCAGUUGUUGGAAAACCGAUUAGCGCUAACCCGGGAUUAAAGUUAUGUUAAUCUGGGUUUCUUACUCUUCUGUUCAAAAGCAUUUUCUCGGAUAAUUUUCUCUGUUCCUUACGGAGCACCAAAUCACUACAUUGCAGGCAAAAAGAAUUAAACUGAAUUUUGUUUGUAAGCUUUCAUAUCUGAUUUAAAACUUUGCACUAACCCUGCUUUGAACAAUCCAGCCCAGGUCCUUAAUUAGGUACUGGAAUAUGAAAGUAUCUUAGCAGUGUCAUAGGUGAUUUCCUUUAUGAUGUCAGUGAUCGUUACAUUACUUUAAUUAGCAAUCUAAAGGAUUUGAAAGUCGUUUGGCACACGUUUGUAAAAAAAAUAGCAAGAGAAAUCUCCACAAUCAGUAGAGCAGCUACAUAGUAUGCUAGCAAAAAGUGGUUUAGGCUUCCCCACUGAAUCCCACAAACUCUUCUGUGAAAUUUCCUGACUGUUCAAAGCUCUCAUUUGUACCGGGCGGGAUCCUAACUAUUUCAUAAAAGUUAGGGUCCAGGAGAUCAUCAACCAGAACAAUCUUCAGAACAUUGAAACUUUUCGAUAAAUAAGUAUAUAAAUAAAUUAUAGUUUAGAGGUAGCACAUCUACUAAGUGGUUCUUCAUCUACUUGAUUUCCUGGUUGAAUUAAAAUUUUGAAGAUGAUGGUUUUUGAGAGUAGGGGAAAACUGGAGUAGCACCAACAACAAACUCAACCCACAUGCGGUGUUGACACCAGGAUUUGAACUUGGGCCACAAUGGUGGGAGGAGAUCAAGUGCUCUCACCACUGCACCACCCUUGCUCCUCUCUCUAUAUAAUUGGCCUUGGAAAGGUUUUGAAUGAUGUAUGAAAAUGACAAAUUAGUGAUGGUUGUGAUCCUACCUGCCAUAUGGGAUCAGAGCAUUUUGGGGGAACAUGUGGCAGGGGUCGGCCAAUUUUUGCAAAUGUGCUCACUGUGGAAAAUACUUCAAUUUAUGCCCAUUAAACGUUAAGUUUUAAAAAUCAGUCCUGUUUCCUUAAAAUUAAAGCGAUACAGAGAAGAAGUGUGACAUCACAGUACCAUGGUAGCAGAAUUUCUGGAUCACAAUGUUAGAGAGCUAAACCAACGACGACGGCGAAGCCAACAAGAAACAGCGAAAGAGUAAUAGCAAAACAGCAAUGCUGCACGUGCAUCACACUCUUGUAGAUUUCGUAACAGUCGUUGCACAACUGUGACACAAAACUUCCUAAUUUUAUGUGCCUUCUUUCUGGAGUAGGUGAACACAACACAAAAUUUUCUUUUUCUUUUUCUUAACUUUCGGAUGCAACUCCAGAAAAUUUCGCCAACAUUUGACAAAGUAAAUGAAGAAUGUCGAUGAAGUAUGAAACAGUGCGAAUUAACGUUUUAAGUGACGUUUUUGUUUUGUUGUCAUCCAGAAAAUGUGCUACCAUGGCAACGUGAUGUGACAACUUCUCUUUUCUAUUCCUAUUUACCAAGCUGCCUAUUCGAAAUUUUGCAGAUGACGUUCCGCCCAUGAUGAUCCCUGAAGAACAUGAUGCAAGGACAAGAUGAUUUAAUGAUAAUUAUUUAGCUUUACUUGUUUUUAUUACCUAAUAUUACGUAAUAUUAUUUAAAAACUGUAAGUAAUUAGGCUUGAUGUUUCUUCGUCUUUAAGAAAAAGGGUAUAAUGAUAGAGUAAACACCCAUGUUAGUACCAAUUUUAUCUAAUAACACGUCAAAAUGAGUCUAGAUCGCAAUGUUAACGUAAGAAUUAAGUAUGAGGAUAUUGCUAUGCUUAUAUUAAGAGUGCGCGUGUUAUUAAUAUCUAGUAAUUAAUUAGCUGAGGACGGUUUGAUAAUCAUGAAAAUUAAGUGAGCGCGUGUUAUUUAUCUAGUGAUUAAUUUAAGACUGGUAUGUUGCAUCGCUUAUGUAAGAAUUAAGAAUGUGUGCAUGUUAUUAAUAUAGUGAUUAAUUCACUACAGGGUCUUGCAAUGUUUAUUCGACAAUGAAGAGUGUGCAUGUUAUUUAUUUAGUGAUAGGUUUACUAAGUUUAGUAAUUAAUUUACUAAGAGCAGAUUGCAAUCUCAUAUCAGAAAUUGAGUGUCUGUGUGUUAUUUAAUGUUCAACUUACUAUGAGGAUAUUGCUACGCUUAUAUUAAGAGUGCGCGUGUUAUUAAUAUCUAGUAAUUAAUUAGCUGAGGACGGUUUGAUAAUCAAAAAUUAAGUGAGAGCGUGUUAUUUAUCUAGUGAUUAAUUUAAGACUGGUAAUUAUCGCAUCGCUUAUGUAAGAAUUAAGAAUGUGUGCAUGUUAUUAAUAUAGUGAUUAAUUCACUACAGGAUCUUGCGAUGUUUAUGCGACAAUUAAGAGUGUGCAUGUUAUUUAUUUAGUGAUAAGUUUACUAAGGUGAAUUGCAAUGCUUAUGUAAGAAUUAAGAAUGCACACGUGUUUUAAUUUAGUAAUUAAUUUCCAAGAGUAGAUUGCAAUCUCAUCAGAAAUUGAGUGUCUGUGUGUCAUUUAUUUAAUGCUUAACUUACUAUGAGGAUAUUGCUACGCUUAUAUUAAGAGUGCGCGUUUUAUUAAAAAUUAGCUGAGAACAAUUUGAUAAUCAUAAAAAUUAAGUGAGCGCGUGUUAUUUAUCUAGUGAUUAAUUUAAGACUGGUAUGUUGCAUCGCUUAUGUAAGGAUUAAACAGUCUUGCAAUGUAUAUGCGACAAUUAAGAGUGUGCAUGUUAUUUAUUUAGUGAUUAAUUUACUAAGGUGAAUUGCAAUGCUUAUGUAAGAAUUAAGAAUGCAGACGUGUUUUAAUUUAGUAAUUAAUUUACUAAGAGUAGAUUGCAAUCUCAUAUCAGAAAUUGAGUGUCUGUGUGUUAUUUAUUUAAUGCUUAACUUACUAUGAGGAUAUUGGUAUGCUUAUAUUAAGAGUGCGCGUGUUAUUAAUAUCUAGUAAUUAAUUAGCUGAGGACGAUUUGAUAAUCAUAAAAAUUAAGUGUGCGCGUGUUAUUUAUCUAUUGAUUAUUUUAAGACUGGUAUGUCGCAUCGCUUAUGUAAGAAUUAAGAAUGUGUGCAUGUUAUUAAUAUAGUGAGUAAUUCACUACAGGGUCCUUGCAAUGUUUAUGCGACAAUUAAGAGUGUGCAUGUUAUUUAUUUAGUGAUAAGUUCACUGAAGUGAAUUGCAAUGCUUAAGUAAGAAUUAAGAAUGCACACGUGUUUUAAUUUAGUAAUUAAUUUACUAAGAGUAGAUUGCAAUCUCAUAUCAGAAAUUGAGUGUCUGUGUUAUUUAUUUAUUGCUUAACUUACUAUGAGGAUAUUGAUACCCUUAUAUUAAGAGUCCGCAUGUUAUUAAUAUCUAGUAAUUAAUUAUUUGAGGUCGGUUUGAUAAUCAUAACAAUUAAGUGAGUGCGUGUUAUUUAUCUAGUGAUUAAUUUGCAAUGAAUUGCAAUGCUUAUGUAAGAAUUAAGAAUGCACACGUAUUUUAAUUUAGUAAUUAAUUUACUAAGAGUAGAUUGCAAUCUCAUAUCAGAAAUUGAGUGUCUGUGUGUUAUUUAUUUAAUGCUUAACUUACUAUCAGGAUAUUGUUACGCUUAUAUUAAGAGUGCGCAUGUUAUUAAUAUGUAGUAAUUAAUUAGCUGAGCGCGUGUUAUUUAUGUAGUGAUUAAUUUAAGACUGGUAUGUCGCAUCGCUUAAGUGAGAAUUAAACAAAGUCUUGCAAUGUUAUUCGACAAUUAAGAGUGUGCAUGUUAUUUAUUUAGUGAUUAAUUUACUAAGGUGAAUUGCAAUGCUUAUGUAAGAAUUAAGAAUGCACACGUGUUUUAAUUUAGUAAUUAAUUUACUAAGAGUAGAUUGCAAUCUCAUAUCAGAAAUUGAGUGUCUGUGUUAUUUAUUUAAUGCUUAACUUACUAUGAGGAUAUUGCUAUGUUUAUAUUAAGAGUGCACGUGUUAUUAAUAUUUAGUAAUUAAUUAGCUGAGGACGAUUUGAUAAUCAUAAAAAUUAAGUGAGCGCGUGCUAUUUAUCUAGUGAUUAAUUUAAGACUGGUAUGUCGCAUCGCUUAUGUAAGAAUUAAGAAUGUCUGCAUGUUAUUAAUAUAGUGAUUAAUUCACUACAGGGUCCUUGCAAUGUUUAUGCGACAAUUAAGAGUGUGCAUGUUAUUUAUUUAGUGAUAAGUUUACUAAGGUGAAUUGCAAUGCUUAUGUGAGAAUUAAGAAUGCACACGUGUUUUAAUUUAGUAAUUAAUUUACUAAGAGUAGAUUGCAAUCUCAUAUCAGAAAUUGAGUGUCUGUCUGUUAAUUAUUUAAUGCUUAACUUACUACGAGGGUAUUGCAAUGCUUAUGAAUUAACAGUGCGUGCGUUUUAUUAAUCUGGUAAUUAACUUACCACAAGGGUAUUGCAAUGCUUAUGAAAAGUUGCUUCUGACAGUUUAGUACAAUAGAACCGACUAGUAUUUUCCUGCGUUUGACUUGUUAAUUAGCAGGAAAAUAUGCUCUGAUUCGGUAUCUUAUGUUUGUUUAGGCGUGUGCGCUGGUAUGUGGGUAAUUAGUAGGGGUAUAUAUUUGGGCGUGCUGGUUUUGUCGUUCAUCUCGGUCUUGCUGUUCCAGCGUUCGGGUCAUUUUUGUUUGUUUUUUACUUUCUAGUGUGUGUGUGUGUGUGUUCUUUUUGCUUUUAUUUUGCAGAUGUUUUCAGCUCUACUGUGUGGUCGGAUCUUCGGGCUGCGGUUCCCCAGGGAUCCAGUGUUUUACAAUCCCUUGCAAGUUCUCUUCCGGAUGUUGCGUUGGCUAGCAGAGCACCCAGUACUUCCGCCAAGUAUUUUUCUUCUUACAACAGAUGGAGGUCUUGGGCACGAGAACAUGGCUUGACAGUUUUUCCCGCUUCUCCGUUUCACUUUGCUGUAUAUUUGCGUCAUUUGAUGACUGAGGCGAAGACAGCAUCUCCCCUGGAGUCAGCAGUUCACAGCAUUGCCUGGUUUCACCAGCUGGAUGGCGAGCCGUCUCCUUCUGAUCAUCCGUUGGUGAAGAGUACUCUUGCCGGUGCGCAGCGUUUGCUGGCCCAUCAAACAACCAAGAAGGAGCCUAUCACAGUCUCUCAGUUAGAGCAGUUAGUUGCCUCCAAGGCGGACUCAAUGGCCUCUUUGUAUAAUAUUCGUUCGGUUGUUAUUUGCUUACUAGCUUUUGCUGCCUUUCUCAGAUUUGUUGAGCUUGCUAAGCUUGUUCGAUCGGAUGUUAAGAUCGAAAAUGACAUGUUAAAGUUAUUCAUUCAAUCUAGUAAACCUGAUCAGUAUAGGGAUGGAGCUUGGAUUGUUGUAGCUUCUUCUAGGAAAGCAACUUGUCCGGUUGAU